AACAAAAAGAUAAAAGGCUGUCACUGCGAAAACGCAAUCGAAAAACUUUCGUGUGGCGAGUACCCAAAAAAAGAAACCGAUUUCUAAUAACGAAAAAACUAGUUUUUAUUCAGUGCUUUUGGUAAAACUUAUUCCCGGAAAUGGCAUCUUUGAUUCUCAGAAACGCUUGCCGCCGCACUCUGUUGCAAAGCCAGAACAGCGCUGGACCACUGUUUGCCGUGCGCACCGUUGUGCUGAAGCCCGUCCAGCCGGACAAUCGUCCCGGAGAGUCGCACGAUGACCGCAACGCUCGCCUCCAGCGUCCCCAGUCGCCCCAUCUGACCAUCUACGCCCCGCAGCUGACCAGUAUGCUGUCCAUCACGCAUCGUAUGACUGGCAUGGCUUUGGCCGGGUACGCCACCAUGAUGGGACUGGGAGCGUUGGCUUUGCCUCACGAUGCCACCCACUAUCUGACCAUGCUGGAAGGACUGAGUGCACCCACUCUGAUGGCGCUCAAGUUCACCCUGGCCUAUCCGUUUGCCUUCCACUCGGUCAACGGAGUUCGCCAUCUGUUCUGGGAUAUGGGUAAGUUUUUGACCAUCAAGGAAGUUUACUCGACCGGAUACACCAUGCUACUGGUCUCCGGUGUGGUUGCGGCAGCCCUCACCUUCCUGUAGGAGUCGUGGGAAUUCAGUGGAAGAGGCCCAUUCUCGGCGAGAUUUGCGUAAGUAAUGCUUCAGAAGCCAAUUACCGCACGUACUUUGUCUAAAAACAAUUACCUAUUUAUUUGGAAUUCACAAGUCGGUAUUAAACAUAAAUUAUGAAAACA
This is a messenger RNA of Aedes albopictus (Asian tiger mosquito), 808 nucleotides long. It is a transcript of the gene SdhC, whose product is annotated as succinate dehydrogenase cytochrome b560 subunit, mitochondrial. Lineage: Eukaryota; Metazoa; Arthropoda; Insecta; Diptera; Culicidae. Gene Ontology annotation, cellular component: membrane. Gene Ontology annotation, biological process: mitochondrial electron transport, succinate to ubiquinone; tricarboxylic acid cycle. The record is from RefSeq and is a predicted model, not a curated record. Gene Ontology annotation, molecular function: oxidoreductase activity, acting on the CH-CH group of donors; electron transfer activity. The transcript has 2 exons. Bases 141 to 656 code for a protein of 171 amino acids.